Lactuca saligna is the source of this 711-nucleotide messenger RNA. NCBI's taxonomy places the organism in Eukaryota, Viridiplantae, Streptophyta, Magnoliopsida, Asterales, Asteraceae. The record is from the annotation of a GenBank genome assembly.
AUGCUUCUUGUCAAAAACCCCCAAGUUAAUCAAGGUUCUGCACUACAACCUAUUAAUCCAUCACAUAGCCCUAGAACCGAGUCUCCUGCCAAAAAUCAAGUUCAAGAUUUGAAAAGAACAAGAUCACCACGUUUACUCCCUACCUAUAAAGACAUCCUGCAAAACUCAAGAACUGUUGUAGUGAGGCAAGAACAAUAUUCUUUUUGUUCACUUUCUAGGCCUUCUGUAUCUCCUCCAAGAUCAACUGCAAGGCGCAAUCCAUACACUGAUCCAGAAAAUCAUAUUUGGUCUCCACAAUAUACUGAUCUUGAUAAACCUGAAACACCUGCAAUCAAUCCAAGUUAUAUACCUGUUCCAAAACGGAGCAGAUUACCUUUUACACCAUCAAAUGAUCCUGUUCUUGAUGACAGUGAAAGAGAAUUGCAAGCUAAAGCGAAAAGAUUGGCCCGAUUUAGAGACGAAAAGAUAUGUGUCCAGGUAAAGUUGAUGGAAGAAAGGAAUAUGAAGCCACUUGAUUUAAAUCUGGCAGCAUUAUCAGCAAGAUGCAGUAAAGACUUGGAGUUGAAUUUGGCUAAGUCAUUAUUGUGUGAGAUAGGCCAAUGUACAACUGCUUAUCCAUAUAAUCAGUUAUUUGGAGCAUUAGUCUUAAAGAAUUAUGAAAUGCAAGAUGCAACUUUACUUAGUUGGAAUUUGAUGUACAUAGUAGAUUAG